AUGUCACCACACCCCCCCUCGAGAGACAUCUCGACACUGUCUCUCUUCGACUGUAAUAAUUCCGAAACACCCACGGACAAUAUAUCCACGCGUGCACUGUAUGAGGUGAACCUAGACGACGAGCUACAAUAUCCGCCGGUUUCGCGGCCGCUGUCGCGGUCUAGUGUGACGUCCGGGCUGUCGAUGGUAGCCACGAAGGACGGUGUGGAGGGGCGCAGGGUGCCUCGCCACGGCAUCACCCAGUAUUCCGUCAACCUCGCCAAUUCCAUGAACGCCGCUGCACAUUGGAAGAAGGCGCACCCCGAAGAACCGUGCAAAGAUUUCCCCAAUGGCCCAUCACUCACUCUAAAGGAGAAAAUGCGCCUGUUCAACGAAGACCGGCCGUCCCAGAGCAACUGCGACUCGCUGGAUUCCUUCGCCGACACCAAUUUCUCUGGUUCCGCGCGCUAUCAACUGAAUAUUCAUCGCCUCAACUCAGAGCUUGAAAGCAACACCAGUACGCUGGGCGAUGACACUUCAUACCUCUAUGAUAUGCGGAGCAUCCCUGCGGCUGUGAGCAUAACUGACAGUGAGAAGGACAGCACGUCCUCACGCCACUAA
Messenger RNA from Eremothecium gossypii ATCC 10895, 600 nucleotides. RefSeq lists its product as uncharacterized. The record is from RefSeq and is marked provisional. Lineage: Eukaryota; Fungi; Ascomycota; Saccharomycetes; Saccharomycetales; Saccharomycetaceae. The coding region runs from base 1 to 600 and encodes 199 amino acids. The transcript has a single exon.